Messenger RNA from Epinephelus lanceolatus (giant grouper), 2898 nucleotides. RefSeq names its product Src homology 2 domain containing transforming protein D, b (gene shdb). The record is from RefSeq and is a predicted model, not a curated record. NCBI's taxonomy places the organism in Eukaryota, Metazoa, Chordata, Actinopteri, Perciformes, Serranidae. Gene Ontology annotation, molecular function: phosphotyrosine residue binding.
UCGCACAUUUGCCGUCAGUCGUCAGAGGAACUCAGACUCAGCGCGCUUGUUUUUGUUCCAGAAAACCGCAGUUUUGCUUUUCUCUUGUCCCUUUUGUGAAAUAAAAAGCGGCAGCAGCGGAAGGUUUUGUCACUUCUUUGUGCCGUUUUGUUGUGAUCGACAUGAAGAAACGCGGAAUUAAGCGUCCAAAGUGGCUGAAGGACUGAAGAGGGUUGCCUCCUGCUCUCACUCCACCACACACCAGCACGCUUGGACGCAGAGCUGCGAUGGCCAAGUGGCUGAAAGACUACCUGAGCUUUGGCAGCAGGAAGGUGCCCCCGCAGCCGCCCACGCCAGACUACACAGAGAGCGAGAUCCUCAAAGCCUACCGGCUCCAGAGGGACCUGGACUUUGAGGAUCCCUAUGAGGACUCUGAAAACAGAUCCAGGGGCGAGUCUCAGACUUCUGACCCCGCCACACCUGUGUAUGGGUCUCCCAUGAAGUCAUCCACUGUGGACCUGAAAUCUCCCAAACACAGGCUGAUCAAAGUGGACUCCCAGGAGCUGGGGCGCACCAAGAUCCUGCUCAGUGCCAUCUCUUUGGAGGAUCAGCAAGAACCUGUGGUUCCAUCUGCUCCAUUGGCAGGUGACACAGAUUAUUCUGACCCAUUCGAUGCUCGCUUGGACCACAGGACAGAACCAGAUCUCAGACCUGUUCCCUGCGAGAACAACGGCUACAUGGAACCGUAUGAGGCCCAAAGGGUCAUAACAGAGCUGCAGCGAGGUCCAGGAGGAGGACGGUCGCGGGGGGGUGUACAGCUCUAUGACACCCCUUAUGAAGACGAGCGAGGCCAGCGCCUGGGUCUGUUGUAUGGAGAACCCCAGGAGGAGGGCAAGGAAAGCAGCAGGCUGCCGCAAGAUGAUGAGAGACCGGCUGAUGAGUAUGACCAACCCUGGGAAUGGAAAAAGGAUCAUAUCUCCAAAGCUUUUGCAGAAAUGAGGGAGUUGUCGGAGUUGCCCUGGCCUGCCCCAGUGGGUCAGCUGGAGGAGGAGCCCCCCGUCAGAGAGCAAGUGCAGUUUGAUGGCGCAGAGUGGGACCGUUCCUCGUCGCCCACAGAGCGGUUGCGUCCUCCGGGGGCCCGGUCCAGCCCGCUGGCAGGAGGGGGGAUGAAGUUUAGGAUGCCCCAGGAAAGCCACGCCAUGGUUGGGGAGAGAGUAGACCCAACUCUGCCUCUGGAGAAGCAGGUGUGGUACCACGGCUCACUGUCGCGGUCGGAGGCAGAGUCGCUGCUAACACUGUGUAAAGAGUGUAGCUACCUGGUGAGGAACAGCCAGACCAACCGCUCUGACUACUCUCUGUCCCUACGGAGCUGCCAGGGUUUCAUGCACAUGAAGUUCACCCAGUACAAAGACGGCAAGUACGUGCUGGGGCAGAACAGCCCCCCCUUUGACACCAUCCCAGAAGUCAUCCACUUCUACACCACACACAAACUCCCGAUCCGAGGCGCCGAGCAUCUGUCCCUGCUGUUCCCCGUGCUGGUGCAGACGCUCUGACGCUCCUCCUGGACCUGCAGGAUUUUCAUUGUGGCCGGACACGUAAAACUUGAAUGUUUUAUGGGAUCUUCCCAGUGGAGAACCAGUGCUCUCUUCUUGUUGGACUGGACUGCUUUUGAUGAUUCAACACACCAGGGGCUAAUGCCCUCACCCACCACUGCUGUUGUACCUGUGCCAAGUGUCUCUAACAUCCGGGGGAUCCAUUCACAUGAAACGCAAUACCUGAACUUUAGGCCACCUUUGCUCUAACUCCUCUCCCUCUCUCAUCUCCGUGCUGAACUGAGGGGGCUGACUUCAGGACAUGUGAAAUUCUCCCUCUCCUUAUUACAUGUCUUUCACAGCUGACUGAAAUGCAAAGUACGUUAGCCGAGCUGUAGCUGGGAGACAGCCUGUAUCACCUGAAUGUACUGAUGCCCCAGUUUACAGGAGCUUUAAUUACUGCUGUUCCACAAUAAACACCUCAUUGACACUGGUUAAAAAUAUUGCUGUUGUUCGGUGAAAACCUCACUGGUCGCUGAUUUUUCAUGUUUAUAUGAAUCAAUAAAUUUUACUGUACAAGAUGAGAAACCUUUUUCAUCCUUGGGCUCGGGAGACCCUUUUGUAAAUGCUGGAAAAUUCCCAUUUUCCACUCAAAAAGACGAAUGCUAUUUUCAAAGAUUUAAGGUUUUUACCAACAGCAGUUAUAUUUCAGAUGCUUUUCUACACAGACACACCUGCUCAUUCUCACCCAGUCUGUCCUGCACUGUCAUGCUGCUGUACGCUGAAAGAUUUGCUUGACACAUCUCCAUGUUGCUUGUUGAUUGUUCAUUGUGAGUAACAGACAAGCUGUGUUGUUGUUGGUACUUGUGUUGACCUCGCUGACCUGUAUCUCUUGUUUGUUGCUUACAUUGCAUUUGGUAGACAAUGCUGGGUUUGUAAAAAGAAAAAGAAAAAGGCCAAGCAACCUGUCACUGCUGUCACUGUCUCCUCACUGACGAGCUGUAGGCUACAUCUGACGCAAAGAGACACUAAUCAGGAAACAAGCAAACUCUCAAACUGUGGAACUGUUGGCCGCGUCCUCACACUUCCUACAUAUUUGAGCGAAGAUUUUCCAGCUGGCCAAGUCAUUACAUGCUGGUUGGUGAGUUGUAUUAGAGUUAGAUGCUUGCCAUCUGGAAUGGGUUUCCAUAUCUGCUGCCUGGUUGCAGCGUUGUGUGGGAACAACUGAUUUUAGAGGAGUGCCAACUUCUACGGAACACAUUGGAAAUGACAAAUGGAAAAAAAUUAUUUAAAUCAUUACUUCUGAAUCCAAAAUUGACUGGGUUGUAUUAAUUAUUAUUGUGGCCAUUUUCUGUCACCAAUAAAAGAUGACAGGAUGUAUAAUUUA